GUUGCCGUCGCCGCGGCCGAGUGCUGACAAAGGUGGUGUCUGUGAAAGGGAAACUCUAGCCCAAAGGAGAUUCAGCAGAUGCCAGCUGGAAGAUAGUAAGGCAUGAGCCCAGUGGAAUAAACAGAAUUAAGCUCGUAGUGGUAAAACAGGACAGAGCGCUUAGAAAGGGUGUGCAGAAGGAGGUAUCACUUUGUGAACAAAGCAGGGCUGUGGAAAAAACUUGAAGAUAUCUGAAGAGAAACAAAACCUUCCACUUCAUCUUUCCAGUGUGCUGUCUCAUGUUGCUUUGUUGGAACUUCUUAAUGAAAUGAAGUCCUCUGAAGCACCGUACUGGUAAAACUGUAUGAACAGGCAUGGUCUCAGUACAUCAAAAUAGGUUAUGGGUCUCUCUGAAAUGCAGGUUUUGGCUUGCUGUACCAGCUAAAGUGAAUCAGAAUGCCUCUCAGCGAUGACCAGAACAGUGAUUCAGAUUCUUCCCGCUUCUCUGAAAGUGCAGCUUCUUCUAGCGACUCUGAGUAUUCAAGACAGAGCUUUAACAGUGAUUCUUCAAGCAAACCCAGUUCCCCAGCCUCAGCAAGUCCUCCAAAGAUGGUUACAUUUGAUGAACUGAUGGCAGCUGCAAGAAAUCUGACAAAUUUGACUCUAGCUCAUGAAAUUGCUGUAAAUGCAAACUUUUGCAUAAAACAUGAAGACCUUCCACGGAACAGCUUUGCGGGCACAGUGAAACAAAUUCUACACAAGGCAUUUUGGGAUUGUUUGGAAUCGGAACUGAAUGAAGAUCCUCCAGAAUAUGAACAUGCUAUCAAGCUCUUCGCGGAAAUUAAGGAGAUUCUUCUUUCCUUUCUGACUCCUGGAGCAAACCGGAUUCAAAAUCAAAUCUGUGAAGUUCUAGAUACAGAUCUUAUAAGACAGCAGGCAGAGCAUAAUGCUGUUGAUAUUCAUGGACUAGCAAACUAUAUUAUCAACACUAUGGGAAAGUUGUGUGCUCCAAUAAGAGAUAAUGAUAUAAAACAGUUAAAAGCAACUGACAAUAUUGUAGAGUUAUUGAGACAAAUAUUCCAUGUUCUGGACCUAAUGAAAAUGGAUAUGGCUAACUAUACAAUUCAAAACCUUAGGCCAUAUCUUCAGCGCAAUUUGGUGGACUAUGAAAGAACAAAAUUCCAGGAAAUUCUUGAAGAAACGCCAAGUGCUCUGGACCUCACAACAGAAUGGAUCAAGGAAUCAAUAGAAGAUGAAUUGUCUUCUAUUUCUGAUGAAUCUUCAUCAUCCCCUGGUGCUGAUUGUAGUAGUUCUAAACCAAAUCUUAGUCCUAUACUGGUGCUAAAUAAUGGCUACUUGAAACUGUUACAGUGGGAUUAUCACAAAACAAUUCCAGAGACUCUAAUAACAGAUGAAGUUCGUCUUCAGGAGUUGAGAGAAAAGCUAAAUCAAUUAAAAAUCAUAGCUUGUGUGUGUCUCAUAACAAACAAUACGGUGGGUGCAGCAAUUGUAAAUGUGCCAGAUCUUGCUGACCAACUGAAAAGGAUCUCUUUUCCUCUUCUUGAAGGCAUGAACAAGAAAACUUUUGACUUGAAGGAGGCUCUGAAUGCUAUCAGUGUCCAGGUUUGCAGCAGAGUGAACAGGUCCCUCUCUGAAAGAGGCCUCCCCACUCUUACUACAGAAAUGCAGAAUAACUUAAUGGGUCAAAUUGCUAGUAUUGUCGAGGAGAACAAUCCUGUCAGUUCCUUAAUUGAUAAACGAAUCCAGUUUUUCAUGAAAAGCUUGCUUGCUCUUCCAAGCUUUCAGAAAUGUAUGCCUACUAUGCCAGGAGGCCUUUCUGUGAUUCAGACAGAGGUGGAGUUCAUUGGAUCUCAGUAUGCAAGCAUUGUAAACUUUAAUAAACAAGUGUAUGGACCAUUCUAUGCAAACAUACUUAGGAAACUACUUUUUUCUGAAGCACCAAGAGGGAAAGCAGAAACAGAAGCACCUGCCAAUUGAAAAAUGUGACCUAAUUUUUGUACCCUGUUCUCCCUUCAGCCUUUAUAAUAGAGACACUGUGAUCUGAUUUUCCUCUACUACAGAUAACCCACUCCAGUGACUAUUAAUGAGGGAGAGAGAUCUUGUAAAAUGUAUGCAGAUAAAGUUUCUGAAAUCCACUGGAAAGAGAUUUAAUUUCAAGUGUGUGUAUAUAUAUAUAUAUAUAUUUUAAUAGACUAAAUCUGUUUAAUGGAUUGUGUCAUUUGCAAUAGCCAGUAAAAUACUGGCUUCCAAGGCAAGCAUUUACAGUGACUUGCAGUAGGGAAGAGCUGGCAGAGUACUUCUUUGCCACCAUUAAAACAUAAUCAAUUUUUUAAAGCUUAAAUAUAUUUACAUACACUGAUGCAAUUAUGAUGUGACAAAAUAAUUUUAGAUAAAAUUUAUUAUGCUUAUAUAUAACACUUUAGGAUAACACCUAAUAAAACAAUUCUCUUUUCAAAAAAGACUUUGAAGCAAAAAGUGUAGUAUAACUGCUUUUGUAACCAAGAACAGGUUCAUAUUUGGCUAAGUUCUAGUACUCCUGCAAUUACUGGAACCAAAACUUGGCCUAUGUUACAUUAAGGAAUGCCAGUAUUAUGAUUUGUUUUGAAUAUAGCAGUUACAGAAGAAGAGUUCACUGUUUGAAGUAGGAACUAUUCAGAGAUUGUCAAUUGUAACUGAGGAAUUAAUGAUAAACUCCUAAGAAAAAAAUCAUGGAAAAAAAUGUCUGCAUAUAAUGUCUAUAAGCAUUCUGUUUAUCCAGUAGAGGUCAUACAGACCUCAGAAGUCUGAUCUGCUCUAGUACAUUAUAUGCUGAUCCUUGAUCUUAAUUGGGUAUUAAGUAUUUCUGAGUUAGGGCUUUCGGACCUUUGUUCUCACAGGCACUUAACUUUGAAAGUAAUCUUACAGAGUACAACAGAGCAAUUUACCUUUUGGUGGUCUGUUGGAUGAGGGCAUAAGCUUUUCAAAGGGUAUUUUGGGUACUCUUGGUUCUGAAAGCAAGAACCCAAAUUGUUAAUUGUUCUUGAAAAUCUAAGCACUUACAGUGCUUAGAUUGACUUUCACUGGGCCUCUGUGGGAAGUACUUCAGCUUUCCCCAAAUCCCUUUGGAAUAGGCCCCAAUACUUAGUUCCCAUUUAAGACAGCAGCAAUUUUGGAUACAGAAAGCAGGUUUGAAAUUAAGAAGUACAUGUAAACUUUCAGAUGUUUACUUCCAUGCUAUAUUUUGCGUAUUUCAGAUUACUGGGAAUAGAUAGUGCUGGAAUACUCUAGUAUAGAUGUGUUCUUGUCUAUGAAAAUUGAAUCAUAAUUUACUUGAAAAAUGAUCUUUUAAUAUAUUAUCAUACAAUGGUCCUUUUAAAUGUCAAAUAUAUAAAGUCCAUGUGGUACAAGUUAAAUAGCUUGUUUUUAAUAUUUUAUAUUACAAUCUAUUUUUAUUAAGAAACAAAUAUUUACCCAUGAAAGCUUAAUGUGCCACACAAAUUGUGUAUAUAUGCAUCUGCUAUGCCUAUCAUAAAGGUCUAAAAAAUGGGCAUUAUUAGCACUGUGGUUUUGUAGUCCCUUUUUACAGAAUUGUGUACCCUUUUUAUUAAGGGAAAUGACUUCUAGUCAGUUGUUGCUCAGAAUGUCUGAGGCCUUUGGCCACAUGUACAUGGUAUGAAAAACUUUCUUCAAAAUAUGUUGUUACCAAAAAAAAAAAAAGCUCUAGUGCACUUGUGUUCUAUCCCUUGUAAGAAAUAUUGCACAAAAUAAAGAUGAAUAUGUAUUUUAAAGGGAACUGUUUUUCUUGAAGCCUGAAAAACCUGAGAGAAAGGAACUCCUAGAAUAUACUAGUUGUGCCACUAAGUAAAACACGUUUGUUCAGAUGAACAUGAAAUUUUGACAAGUAAUUCAACAUCAUCAAGAGAAGAAUGCAUUUCAAAAGCAAUUAAGAGGAAUUAAAUCUUAGUGAUUUGCUACAUCUCUGGAAAUAGCUAAACUAUUUUGAGCCUUGGGCCAAAAGAAGCUCUUAUGAGCAUUAGAACAUUUAUAAAUUUAUAUCAUAAUAUUUUAUAUGCAUUCUAGUGCAAAAUAAGUUUUAGUGUGACUGUUGACUUUUAAUGUAAAUUGUCAUACUAGUUUUUACUAGAAGAUACUCGGAAUGAGGAUUUGUGGUUGGGUUUUAUUUCGUAAUUAAGGUGACUUGUAAAGGGCAUUUGAUAGCAUGGCCAAUAUUUCCAGUGAUUGUUUCAUGUAUCUUAAUUUUUAUAUUAUUUAUGUUUCAAACAGACAUUGCAUUUGCUUAGUGUCUUGUGUUGCAUGCUGUUUACGCUAACAUGGCUGAAAUGCAUGUGCCUCAACUUUGAAACUGUCUUUGAACAAGAUGCUAUUUUGUAGCAGCUUUCUUUGAAAUAUAAAUACUUGUGAGGUUUCAUAUGCAUUAAAUUUUGUUUGUGAUACAA
Dromaius novaehollandiae (emu) is the source of this 4436-nucleotide messenger RNA. RefSeq names its product t-complex 11 like 2 (gene TCP11L2). The record is from RefSeq and is a predicted model, not a curated record. Gene Ontology annotation, biological process: signal transduction. NCBI's taxonomy places the organism in Eukaryota, Metazoa, Chordata, Aves, Casuariiformes, Dromaiidae. The transcript has 12 exons. The coding region runs from base 436 to 1977 and encodes 513 amino acids.